AAUUUUCGACUUGAUUUGAUUUGGAGGGAUUUCGGCCCCUAAAUAAUGCACGUAAAGGUCCCAGCUAACUAUUUUGCAGUACAACUUCUUUAAUCUAUCUUCUGACUAUUUGCCUCAUCAUAACAUGCACUUCAGUUCUUAAGAUAGCAAAGGGGAAAAAAAAUUUUUGUUUUGUUUGGAGGAAAGGACUCAUCUUGAAGCAGAAACCAUGAAGAAUCAUGAGCAAAAGGCCACAAGACCAGAGCCCAAACAUAGAGGAAUUAAAGCUAUGCCCUUUGUCAUAGGAAAUGAAACUUUUGAGAAGCUUGGAACCAUUGGAACCUCAUCCAAUCUCUUGAUUUAUUUGACUUCUGUUUUCCACAUGAAGACCAUCACUGCCGCCAAUAUCAUCAACAUCUUCAAUGGCACUUGCAACUUUGGUACUUUGGUUGGAGCUUUCCUUUGUGAUACUUAUUUCGGCCGCUACAACAUGCUCGGGUUUGCUUCAGUUUCUUCUUUCCUGGGCAUGUUGAUGCUUACGCUAACAGCUGCAAUCCACAAUCUGCACCCCCCUGCAUGCGGCGAUGGCAGCAUAUGCGCCAGCCCAACACUAUGGCAGAUGGCAUUUUUGUUAGGCGGUUUUGCACUGCUAGUAAUAGGGGCUAGUGGCAUUAGACCAUGUAAUUUAGCCUUCGGAGCUGAUCAGUUCAAUCCCAAAACAGAGUUUGGGAGAAGAGGGAUCAAUAGUUUCUUCAAUUGGUAUUAUUUGACCUACACUUUCGCCAUGAUGGUGUCACUCACAAUCAUAGUCUACGUUCAAUCCAACAUGAGCUGGUCUAUUGGACUAGGGAUUCCAACGUUUCUCAUGUUCCUGUCUUGUGCACUCUUCUUCUUGGGCACAAGAAUUUAUGUUAUCGUUUUGCCGGAGGGAAGUCCAUUGGUCAGUGUAGCUCGAGUUGUAGUUGCUGCAAUCAGGAAAAGGAAAUUACAGCUGCCGGAGGAACCUAAGCAGUCCCUUUUUAGAAGUUUCUCUACCGCAAGUUCCAUCAAUGCAAGGCUUGCUUAUACAGAUCAGUUCAGAUUUCUCAACAAAGCUGCAAUCAUAACAUCUGAAGAUCAAAUAAACCCAGAUGGAUCAGCUGCAAAUCCAUGGAGACUUUGCGAUAUUCAACAAGUUGAGGAAGUGAAAUGCUUGUUAAGAGUGAUCCCAGUUUGGAUUGCAGGCAUCAUCUACUUUGUUUCUGUGGUCCAACAGCAAAACUACGCUGUAUUUCAGGCCCUUCAAGCAGACAGGCGGUUUGGCAAAAGCAAGUUCAAGAUCCCUGCAGCUUCUUACAUCGUAUUCGCGAUGUUAAGCCUUACAAUCUGGAUACCAAUUUGGGAUAGAAUCGUAGUUCCAUGGCUGAGGAAACGCACAGGACAUGAAGGUGGCCUCACAAUCCUGCAAAGAAUGGGAAUUGGCAUGGCAUUGUCCAUUUUAACCAUGGUUGUAUCAGGCUUGGUUGAAAAUAAGCGACGAGCGACUGCCCUUACUAAGCCAACACUAGGGAUUGAACCACGAAAAGGUGCCAUUUCUUCAAUGUCAGGUUUUUGGCUAACUCCACAAUUGGUUUUUUCAGGGCUGACUGAGGCAUUUACGAUUGUUGGCGAAAAUGAAUUUUUCUACCAGCAAUGCCCUGAAAACAUGAGGAGUAUUGCCAUGGCAUUUGUAUUUGUUGGGAUUGCAGGAUCGAGUUAUUUAAGUAGUUUAUUAUCAUCAAUAGUCCAAAGCAUAACAAGUAGAAGCAAUGGAGAAAGCUGGUUAGCAGAAGAUCUCAAUAUGGGAAAGUUGGAUUACUUCUAUUACUUUAUAGCUGUGCUGGAGCUCCUGAAUUUGAUCUACUUUCUGGUCUGCGCCAAGUAUUACAAAUACAAAGAAACAGACACCACCCCUGAGGUGGCCAUGGAGAAAGUAGUGCAAUCUGAAGAAAAGGCUGUUGUUUGAGAAAUUAAAGAACUUGAGCAGUUUCGGUUAUAAAUAAAUUAAGGGAUGGCAUCCCUUUUUUUUAAAAAAAAAAAAAAAAGAACUUGAGCAGACAGAUGAUAAAGUAUUUGCACCUCCAACCUGGAUCAGUAAUGGGGAAAUGGGAAAGGAAUUUGCCAUUUGCCACAACAUUUUUUUAGUACUGGUCUUUCUGGAAUGCAAUUUUUAGGCAACUAGUCGGAGCCAUUUUUUCUGUGCUCAAAUGUCAUUUGAGCUGUGUUUUACUUUCAACAGCCUGAAAUAAAGAAGAAUGAGUUGCAGUAAUUCAUUAUUCCAAUAAGCCUUGUUAAAUACCCGCUUCGAUUGGCCCUUCCAUGUCUCUAUACUUGAGAAGCAAUAUCUGUGAAAUCUGUAUUACAGGGCGAAUAAGGUAAGGCUUGCUCGCAUGUAAAGUUGAUUGAAUGAUUUUCUCUACUGCAAAAAUGUUCUUUGAGUUUUGGUUCGAUAAAUUCUGUUAAAAGAUU
Coffea arabica (coffee) is the source of this 2466-nucleotide messenger RNA. Its product is annotated as protein NRT1/ PTR FAMILY 2.11. NCBI's taxonomy places the organism in Eukaryota, Viridiplantae, Streptophyta, Magnoliopsida, Gentianales, Rubiaceae. Gene Ontology annotation, cellular component: membrane. The record is from RefSeq and is a predicted model, not a curated record. Gene Ontology annotation, biological process: transmembrane transport. Gene Ontology annotation, molecular function: transmembrane transporter activity.